Molecule: messenger RNA, 2134 nt
Organism: Synchiropus splendidus (mandarinfish)
Lineage: Eukaryota; Metazoa; Chordata; Actinopteri; Syngnathiformes; Callionymidae
Gene: gprc5c
Product: G protein-coupled receptor, class C, group 5, member C
Exons: 5
Coding region: 155-1387 (410 amino acids)
Biological process (GO): visual perception; G protein-coupled receptor signaling pathway
Cellular component (GO): intracellular membrane-bounded organelle; signaling receptor complex; extracellular exosome
Molecular function (GO): sevenless binding; protein kinase activator activity; G protein-coupled receptor activity
Source: RefSeq, a predicted model, not a curated record
UUCGCCCUUUUGUUUUCCCCUCCAGUUUCCGGUGAGUGUCUGUGUAGGGAGCUUUCUCUUACACUGUUUUUGUGCGGGAUUCUUGUUCUGUGAUUGGACAUAGGACAGUGGCAGCAGGUGAAAAGACGCAGGAACCAGUCCAAUCUGUCUUACAAUGGCGACGAACUCCACGCCUAAUGGCUGCGGCCCUAAUGUGGACUCUCUCUACUACAACCUGUGUGACCUCAGCGCGGCCUGGGGCAUCACGGUUGAAGCCUUUGUCGCCGCCGGUGUUGCCGUCUGCAUCGUUCUCUUCAUCGCUCUGCUCGCCAGUUUGCCAUUUGUCCAAGACCGGAACUGCCGGAGCUCCUUGGCUCUUCACUUUGGCUUUUUGGUCUGCACGGCUGGGCUCUUCGGUCUGACCUUUGCCUUUAUUGUGGGGAAGGACUUCUCCACAUGUGCCUCCAGGAGGUUCCUUUUUGGCGUGCUGUUUGCUGGCUGCUUUUCCUGCAUGUUGAUGCAGACUGUGAGGCUGAACAUCCUGGCUCAGAAGAACGUCUCCCCACGUGCCUGGGUCCUGUGUUUGGGGGCCUUGGGUCUAUGGCUGGUUCAAGUCAUCAUCAACACGGAGUGGCUCAUCAUCACGGUGGUCCGAUACCCACUCGAACCCCUUGGUGGAGUCCACGAAGGUCGAGAGACAUCAACACCAUGCAACAUUACGAAACAUGAUUUUGUCAUUGGUCUGAUCUACGUAAUGACUCUGCUGUUGACCACCCUGGUGUCCAGUCUGACUGUCAUGGCAGGAAAGUACAAUCGAUGGAAGACAGAAGCAGCUUUUAUCGCUGUGACCACCUUUUUGUCUGUCUGCAUUUGGGUGGCAUGGAUUGUCAUGUACCUUGACGGCAAUGAGCAGACUGGUGGUGUGAUAAUGGACGAUCCAACCAUGGCCAUAGCUUUGGUGGUCAACGCCUGGGUGUUUGUGGUUUUCCACACAAUCCCGCGACUGUGCAGUUUAGCAGGCGACGAUGAGAGUCAGCCAAGCUUCGGAGAGGAUUCAUUCGCAAACAGAGGGGUUGGUUACGAGACCAUCCUGAAAGAAACGAGUGCCCAGAGCAUCUUCAUGGAAAACAAGGCCUUCAGCAUGGACGAGCCCAGCAAAGCCUCCAAACCCAUCUCUCCAUACAGCGGCUACACGGGUCAGUUGAGAAGUUCCGUCUACCAGCCCACUGAACUGGCUCUCAUCAGUAAAGCAGCGGCCAAUAACCCAGCAGAACCGACCCAUGACACAAUGAUUCCCAGAGCGAGUGCCAACACCACACCUGACAGCGCCGGCGUGGAGAACCAGAGUACAGCAUACAUGAAUGGAAAUGAUCAGGGCAACGGUCGACAUGGGAACGCUGAGUGGUGAUCAGAGUGCUCUUCCUAAAACGUCCUCUGGGGAUGUUCAGAAGUGCUCAAGGGGGCCAAGUCACUAGGGACGCCACUGUUUUCCAUCAGUCAUGGAUGUUACAGAGUUUGGAUUCAGCAGCAGAACUAUCCGCCAAGUCUGGCCUGGCCUGGGGUGGACCAGGUUGAAGGAAAUGAACUGUAAAUAACUUUUAAUUAAUGCUUGAAAAAUAUUUAAUUCACUGAAAGUUCUGAAGUGUUUUGUCAUAAAGUCACUUAGAAGCAGCAUCUUAAAAAGUUUCACAUUGUUUCGUCUAUGACAUUUGUGAUGGUUGCUGUCAAUCACUGGUCUGAGCACUGUGCUUCCUAAUCACAAUGAAAGUCUCAAUAUGGAUGGUGAUUAUCAAGAUGUUGGUGGGUGUAAACGGACUGGAGAGACACGUUUUUAUGACAUUUGAAUGAGUGCUUUUUCAGGAUGUUUAUGUGAUGUUUAAUUUAAAGUUGAAUCAGUCUUAUAUAUUUUUGGGAUGUUUUUAUUUUAGAUAAAAUUGUACAUCUGAUUUUCUUUAUUUUAUUAUGUAUUAUACUAUUGACCUUUUAGAAUAAAUUGCCAUUUGUUUCAUAAUUGUUGUUAAACGUCUUUCAUGAAAAAACAGUCUCAGUGUCUCUCCUCAUCUCAGCCCCUCCUCCUUCUCCUCCUGUCUCCAGCAGACCUUCUCUGUGGUCUCUAUCUGUACUGCAGCUGCAGCCCCAGAUAAGCCCGUGUCCA